CUCAAACGUUCCGUUCCCCUUAAGGGUGUUGACACUGUAUUUGCCAGCUCUUUCAUAGAUGGCACGAUAGCGCACUUUCUUUUCUUAUGCCAUGGGAGGCCCCAGAACCCCCAGACCUGUUUCAGCUCCGGAAUAGUUAAGAUGUCAAUUGAUCCUAACGAGGCCAGAGGCGGGAAUGGCAGGCGUAAAAGAGCACAGUCUGCCGUCCCGUCCUUGGACCCACGCGUUAAUAAUUUUGUAGAUUUAAUUGACGUAGAACAAGUUGGUGAAGUUAGUCAAGAUGAAGAAGUGUCAGUGCCAAGUGAGUCGUCGGCGGAACGCCGAGCCUAUGCAGAGAUCGAGAGGAUGCGGCAGCAACGGGAAAUUGAGAGGCAGCAACGUGACAGGGAGAGGCAGGAAGAAACGGAGCGACGUCGACGGGAGAGGCAAGAACGCCACCAGCAGCGGGAUCGCGAGGGUCGCCUUCGACGAGAGCAAGAGGCCGAUCGUCGUUCGAGGGAAGAACGUCGCAACCGCGAUGCACGCCCCAGAUCCAGGCCCAGGUCCCCGCACCGCUCCAGACCGUCCCAGACGCCCGUAGUUCCGGCGCCUCCCGCCACGAGAAAUGCACUUCCACCGUCGCCGCCGCCGACAGCCGGGACAUCGGAAAGAUCUCAGCAUCUAAGAAAAGUCCUGGUCUCGAAAGAAGAUUCGAGAAGCCUCGCCGACUGGCUGAACAAGAGCGUCACGCCAGCCGAACUGAAGGGUUUUGCAGACAAAUACCCGAUUGAAUUCGAGAAGAAAGAAUUCAGCCUGGCUCCUCCACGUCUGGACGACUGGAUGACCAGGCGACUAAAAGAGUCCGCCGCCCACAAACCAGCCGAAGCGGCAGAGAAAACGUGGCUUUUGGUACAGCUUAAAGUGCUGGACAUAGCAGGACCGCUUGUCUAUCUCCACCAGCUGACGAAGCAGGAUCGCCCGCUGGACAUGGAAGAGGUGUCCGAAAAUGUUAAAGUGGCGCUGGAGCUAACAGCCGCAGCGUCCUACGACAUCAACCGUAGAAGACGCCGGAACAUCCUCAACCAUACCGACCCUCGCUCCGACUACUUGCUGGAGGACCCCAAAUCCUUUUCAAGCAAGCAAACAGUUUCGUCACUGUUUGGCAAACGCUUCCUCGAAGCCAUGUUGAAAGAAGCGGACCAAGACGAAAAACUAAGCCGUCGUGGUCCACCAGGCCCAGCCCCCAAAACAGCUGCAGGACCGGUAACACGAUCAAAAUCCGGCAGAGGAGGCAGAAGGCAAUUUCCAUUCGACAACGAUCGAGGCGGCGGACGUGGGAGAAGAGGAAAUGGGAAAGGUUUGCGACGAGGAAGUGGUUAGCUUAUUAGAAAAAAAGGCCAUUGAGGAGACAUCCGAUUCGGACGGAUUUUUUAGUGCCCUUUUUGUAAUACCAAAAAAAGCGGGGGGCUAUAGGCCCAUUGUUAACUUAAAAGCGCUCAACAACUUCGUCGCAUACUCCCAUUUUAAAAUGGAAGGCCUCGACGCAGUCAAGCAACUUUUAGAACCGGGAGACUUUAUGACCAAAAUAGACCUUAAAGACGCCUAUUUGUUCAUCCCGGUGCUAAAAGAGCACAAAAAAUUUCUCCGUUUUUGUUGGGGGGAUAAAAAAUUCCAAUUUACUUGCCUCCCAUUCGGACUGUCGGCCGCACCGAGGGUAUUCACUAAGGUUAUGAAGGUAGUCAUGGGCCAUCUUAGAUCAAAAGGAAUCAGGCUGAUCAUCUACCUUGACG
Molecule: messenger RNA, 1769 nt
Organism: Daphnia magna
Lineage: Eukaryota; Metazoa; Arthropoda; Branchiopoda; Diplostraca; Daphniidae
Product: vicilin-like seed storage protein At2g18540
Exons: 2
Coding region: 142-1359 (405 amino acids)
Source: RefSeq, a predicted model, not a curated record